ACUUCCAGGGAAGAAGACGAGGAAGAUUCCAGUAACAAUGCUAGCAGUGGCGGUUGUAAGAGCCCUUCGGGGAGGAGAUACGAUUCAGGGAACAAAUCGAACCAGCGAUGGAUGAAAUUGCGAACAACUGUUCAGCUAACAUCUGCAAUACAGACGAUACAAAAGAAGCCUCCUUUGAAACGAGAAGAUUCCUUCCUCAAACGAUUCUCCACUAGACAGAUUCCGGAAACUCAGGAGACGGUUGAAGACACGGGGUCAGAGGGAAACACAGGUGAUCUUCAAAAGCCCCAAAGACGUAGAAGACGUGUCCAAAAGUCUCCUCGAUCUGUGGUUAAUCCGGAUGAAAACUUCUAUUUUUAUUGGUUGAUGUUACUGACCAUUUGCGUCCUUUACAAUUUAUGGGCUCUCAUCGUUCGCCAGAGCUUUCCUGAAUUACAGAAUUUAGCGUCCAAUUAUUGGUUCACAUUAGAUUGCCUUAGCGACCUCGCCUUUGUACUAGAUCUCGCGGUGCAACUGCGCACCGGUUACUUGGAGCAAGGAUUGAUGGUGUACGAUAGUAAGAAGCUGGCUGGGCACUACUUGCAGUCUCGUGCCUUCGUUUUAGACUUGUGCGCCCUUUGUCCGCUAGACUUACUUCAACUGAAACUGGGACCUCAGCCAAUGCUCAGAUUUCCUCGAUUUUUGAAGGUGUAUAGAGCUGUGAACUAUUACUACAUGGUUGAAUCUCGAACAGUUUGGCCUAAUUUGUGGCGAGUUGUCAACCUUAUUCACAUAUUGUUGAUAUUGGCCCAUUGGUUUGGCUGUUUUUACUUUUUGUUGUCAGAAGCUGAAGGUUUUCAGGGUGAUUGGGUAUAUCCACAUCGGCCUGGAGAUUAUGCCACAUUAACAAGAAAAUAUUUAGGAUCAUUAUAUUGGUCUACCCUCACAUUGACAACUAUAGGAGAUCUGCCCACGCCUGAAACCAACGCAGAGUACGUCUUCACAAUCGUGAGUUACCUGAUAGGUGUAUUUAUUUUUGCAACAAUUGUCGGCCAAGUCGGCAACGUUAUUACAAAUAGAAAUGCAAAUAGACUGGAAUUCGAACGAUUAUUGGACGGAGCCAAGACUUAUAUGAGACACCAUAAGGUUCCUGGUGGUAUGAAAAGGCGAGUUCUACGCUGGUACGACUACAGUUGGUCCAGGGGCAGAAUUCAAGGCGGUGGCGAUAUCAAUACUGCCUUGGGCUUGUUACCAGACAAACUUAAGACAGAACUGGCACUACAUGUUAAUCUCAGCGUAUUGAAGAAGGUGACAAUAUUUCAAGAGUGCCAGCCCGAAUUUUUGCACGAUCUGGUCCUCAAAAUGAAAGCGUACAUUUUCACUCCUGGUGACUCAAUAUGUCGCAAAGGUGAGGUUGCACGAGAGAUGUUCAUCAUUGCAGAUGGAAUAUUGGAAGUCAUCAGUGAAACUGGACGAGUUCUCACUACUAUGAAGGCUGGGGACUUUUUUGGAGAAAUCGGGAUACUUAAUUUGGAUGGACUUAACAAGCGUACAGCGGACGUUCGUUCUGUGGGUUACUCCGAAUUAUUUUCUUUAUCCAGAGAAGACGUAUUAACGGCUAUGAAGGAUUAUCCGGAAGCCCAAGAAAUACUCCAAUCUUUAGGUCGAAAACGGUUGAUGGAAGUGAGAAAUUGCGCCCGAAAAUAUGGCAAAGGCGCUAAAGCGAGCACAAGGUCGUCUCAUGCUGCCAAGGGCGUAACGAAUCAAGAAAGUGGCCCCAUCACUCCAGACGGCACUGGAGAUGAAAGUGGUCCGAAACGUAUGGUGGCUAGAUUGCGCAGCGACGUCCGCAGUGGCUUACGAAGCGUUUUGCGAAAAAGCAGGGCAAGUCGACACGAUGCGGAUUCUAUGGAGUUGAGACCACUACAUGGGGGCAGUAGAGGAACGGGGAAAGGUAUGUUAAGAAGAAUGCAGAGAGUUACAUCAGAUGAUCUGAGCAAUGAUGAUACUGACGGUAAAGAAUCUGGAGCUACCGAAGAAAAAACAAUAUCUCCUUUAGGUGCCGGUCUUCCUUUACUAACACGUCUCAGAAUGCUCAAAGAGAAACAGGACCGCGAAGAAAGAGCCUCCAAAGGAAUGGUACCUUUACUCCAGUCGUCACCAAAACACCACAUAGUGAAAAGUACCGUUUCGCCUCAAGAUUCUGUACAAGACGAACCACGUGAAGUGAUCGGAGCAGGACUUCCUCUUCUGCAGAGACUAAUGUUACUCAAAGCCAAAGAAGAAAAAGAAAAAUUGGACCAAAAAGAAAAACAAAAAGAUAAAGAACCUGAAAAACAUGCUAGAUUCCAACUCCAUAUACAACCUCCUGGACACGUAUCCAGUCCAACACAAACCUCUCCUCUAACCAAAUCGAAUUUAAAAGUUACUAGUCCAUUAACGAAAACGUUCCCGCCAGAACAAGGUACUCUUCCGCAUUCGUCCGGCAGUAUAUCUUCCCAACAAGGAGUUAAAAUGAAAGUAAGUUUUAAAGAUCGUAUAAAAAGUUUGCAGAUAGGCUUAUCUCAAGAAUCCGCAAAGUCCGACUCACCAGUGGAAAAAAAAUCUCAGACAUUGUCUAAUGCAAUUCCGCUUAAAGAUAAAUUAAGGUUAUUAGGUAACUUUAGUCCAAAAGAUGAAGGGCAUUCGAGAUUAAGCGAGAGGAGAAAUUCAGCUUCUGAAUCAUACAAAACAGAUACAGAACAAGCACAUAAACCUUGGUACAAAUUGAAAAAAGCAACUAUACUAAAUGAUGACUUGGAGAAACCUGUAAAAAGUGCCGUUACUAAGCCUUCUAAGAAAUUUCCAGCAUCUGAUACUCCAGGAAAGAUAUUAAAAGAACGAUUGAGUACUAUUGAAGAGCCACCGACGGUUAGUCCUGCGGUUACGCAAACGAAAAAGCCUGUGAUAUUACCAUUGAAGCGAGAAAAGAAAAAAUACUUAUCUAUAGACGAUUUAUCACCAGAAUACAGCGGUCUUCCGUUUGUGAAAAGAUUAAAAAUACUGAAUGAGCGUCAGAAAUUAGCAGAGCUAGAAUCUGCUAUAAAAACACGUUCUUCAAGCUUAGAUUAUACAGACACAUCAUCAGAUGCUUCUUUUGCAGCAGAUGCGCUAAUUCGUAGUCAAUCUGACACGGCCGCAUCUGGUCUAGGGUCGAUUAAAGGUAAUAUACAAGCACCGGCGAUUUUAGCCAUUUGUCCUUUCAAAGCACCACUUAAAAUAGAUAGUACAUGUACACCCCUGAUAGAUUCCACAAGCACAGCUCUUGAAAUAGCACCUCCGUCCGAACCUGUAGUUAGCGCUGAAUUACCAGUAGAUACUGUAGAAAUUUUAAUACCGGAUUUAUGUCAAGGUGAUGCCGAAGAUACAGUAGAACGUAGAAGACUGAAGUCAAUUUUAAAGCAUUUAAGCGAAGGUGCAACCUCAGCUCCUCCAGAAUCACAGAACAAAGAUCAGUUCCAUCAGUUGUUACGUUCACAAACUGUGGAAGGAUACGCUGCUAGGCAUAGUAAAUUUGUAAAAAGUGUUACGUUUAAUAAUACAUUACCAAGCCCCCCAAAUAGUGCCAAUGAAACUGUUCGAGCUAGCGAAAUGUUCUCGUUACCGCAAACGGUCGCAGAAAGACCAGUUUCAAUAGAUGUCAUGGAAUCGCAUGUUUCGGUAGAAUUCACUCAGGCAAACCAGGAACAGAUACAGCCGCCAGCGGAAGUAGUAGAAGUUGCUCCUCCGCCUGUUAAGGAUAUAUAUACUCCUAUUCAGCAACCGCCUUGGACUGCUAAACCGAAACUAAGUCUUCUAAGUGCUGUAUCGAAUCAGAGGAAAUUACUUAGAGGAUCUUUGGAAGAACAAGAAUACUUCGGCGAAGUUUUAGUAGGAAUAAAACAAGUAAUCCAAAGUCACCUGCACGACGUCCAAGGAAAAUUCCAAGAACGGUUUCGUGGUUUGGAACAAGAGGUUCGACGACGUGAUGACAUAAUAAGCCAACUGCAGGGUCGGAUACAAGAAUUGGAGCGGCAAGCUGGUAGUGGAGGAGAAAGCACUGAACGAGAAUUAGAAAAUGAGGAAUUUGAUGAAGAUCAAGACAUCAGGAAAGAAACUGACGUAGAUGACGACAGGGAUGGCCAUGACGAAGAGGAAGAAGAUGGCGAUAAUGAUAGCGAUGCUUCGUCUGCGGACCAUCCAUUUAUGCGAGGGGAUUCGUUAGACACAAUUUUCACAUCUUCACCUCCCAGAAUGGGUCCUAGUCCAACAUAUCCAUCACCGAGAUCACACAGACGAACUCAGAGACGAAGACACUCUGUGAGUCAUCAAAGACAACCUCAAGACCAGUCAGAUAACUUCACCUUAACUGCUGAUGCUUCGGGAAAUCUGACCAGAGUAUAUCAUUCCUCACCUGAUACAGUAGUUGUCCAAAUGUCUUCAGAUUCUUCAGAGGCAAAUACUGAAGAUACUGAUUCGGGCUCAGGCUCUGACUUUGAGUUUGAUGAAGAAGACCGACCAAAAUCGCCCCAAACUUCCAACGACACGAUGAUUCGUAUUCCUGAAGAAGCAGAAGAUGAGGAUAAUGAUAUAGAAGCCUACGACUAUUGUCGAACAGGGGACGAAAGACGAGAUCGUGAAGAUUGGGAAGUCAGGAUGCUGGCACAUGAGCUAGAUCGACGGGACGCCUUACGACGACGCGAUCGGAGAAGUAGUGAUGAAUCAAGUUCUGGAUCAGGUAGUCGAGGAGUUUUAACCAGAGCAGCCAGCUGCGACGAGAGGCGCCAAAAUCGACAGGAGGGAUCUAGAAAUGGAAGUUCCGACAGAAGGCGUUGCAGUGCAGACGUUACGAGGCAAAGGAGGCUCUGACUCCGGCCGGUCAACCGGGACGAAAGAAAUUCCCGGAUAAAUAAUAAUACGCUCGUAAAUAGUGACCAGGACGAGACUGGUACGCAUAGGGGGGAUAUGCAGGUUGAACCUUCUGACCAUCUUUCGGAUGCACAGUUUGCUGCGCAAAGCGAUGUAACUGGUGCACCUGAAAAUGGAACUUCACCAUCGUUACGUUGGUUGUUAGUAUUGUUGGUUCUUAAUGCUUUGGCGAGAUCUAGUAGGACGCGAAGGACUUUCUGAUGUGAAAAGUGUAAUAGUAAUAAAUGGAUAGAUUAUUUGAAAAUAAUCUACAGUUACUAUUGACUUUUUUUUCUACAUAUUAGUACUUUUAGUUUGUCCAAGCCCCAUAUUAAGCAAUUGGUAUGUAUAAUUUUUAAAUUCAUUAUUAUUGAAAUGUUCACAAACAACAAAUGGAAAACUAUGUGGUAUAUUUAAUAGUAUAAUAUUUAUUUGUACCAAACACCUAAGUUCUAUUAGAUAAACCUUAAUCAGACCAGAUAUUAUAUGCUAGUGCCAAAUAUGAUACCUACAACGAUAUACUGCAUUGUAAUUGCUCACUCGGAUAGUUUUUUUGAUGGUCUAGUGGCAAAAAGUAUAUGAUGUUUA
Molecule: messenger RNA, 5493 nt
Organism: Ctenocephalides felis (cat flea)
Lineage: Eukaryota; Metazoa; Arthropoda; Insecta; Siphonaptera; Pulicidae
Exons: 17
Coding region: 112-4866 (1584 amino acids)
Biological process (GO): monoatomic ion transport; transmembrane transport
Cellular component (GO): membrane
Molecular function (GO): protein-containing complex binding; monoatomic ion channel activity
Source: RefSeq, a predicted model, not a curated record